This is a messenger RNA of Kluyveromyces lactis, 4431 nucleotides long. RefSeq lists its product as uncharacterized. Lineage: Eukaryota; Fungi; Ascomycota; Saccharomycetes; Saccharomycetales; Saccharomycetaceae. The record is from RefSeq and is a predicted model, not a curated record. The coding region runs from base 1 to 4431 and encodes 1476 amino acids. The transcript has a single exon.
AUGAGUGGCUUUGAAAAGUUACAAAGCUUUGGGAGUUGUAGAAUGCCAGUUCCUCCUCCCUUAUUGGAAGAAGCAAGGCAAAGAAUUUCAAUUUCGAAAUUUUUUUCGAAUGAAGGGCAUAAGAGAGCUGCUUUAAAAGGCUAUUUUGGUACUGUCAACGGCCCUACGAAACCUAAUGUUUCAGAUGAUAAAUGUGUAACAACAAUGAGAUUAUUUACACCCCCACCAUCUUUAGAUCUGAAUACAAAUGAUUCGUCUACCCGUCAUUGGACUAUGAAUGAAAAUGAAAUCGUUGAGUAUAAGCCAUUUGUACCACCAAAGUCCGAAACUGGCAGUAGGUUUUCAGUGUCUUAUCCGUAUUCUUCACUUUCACCAAAGAAACAUUUAAGUAAGAGACUUAGAAGCAAAAGAAGUUCAACAAACGGUAAAAAGAAUUUUUUCUCUCAGCAAACUACCAAUAACAUCUCUGAUCAUUCACCAGUUGUUACUGCGACACUUGAGUCUGAGAACAAACAAGAUCCAUCUUGGUUGAAAAGGACUUUAUCAAGUGCAAGUUCCAAGUUUGAAAACAUAUUGAAAUCGAGCUCAAAAUCAAGGGGCCAAGACGUGGGGAAUAUUUCAAUAUGCCAUGCUAGUACUUACUACAACAAUGGCGGAGAUGAGGAAGAAUCAUUUGUUUUCAAUCCCAAUAAAACUACUGCCAUUGAUGAAAAAUUCAUCAAUGCCUCUGAAAACCUGUAUUACUAUGAUCAACCUGGCACGGAAGUUUUCAAUGAUUAUGCACCUGUUAAGACUGCAACACAAUCGAUAAAGACUUUUAAGGAUGAACCAAUUGAUGCUGAUAGACAUUUCAUGCUAUACAAGAACGAGGAAGGAAAGGAAGAGAUUGUAGAUGUUCGUAAACCCAUAGUUGAUCAAUCAACGUAUGCCAUCAACGAAAAUGAAACCAUUAUGAAAAAAUCUGGUAAUUCUAGGGAAUGUUCGGAUGAGUUGCAAAAUGAUCAGUUCGAUACAAAAGCAAGAGCUACUUCUUCUUCGUCGUCAUCUUCAGCAUUAUCUUCGGUGUCUCUGUCACCAAAUUUGAGUUUGGAACAUGCAAGAAUGGGGAAAGGGGGUGUUACCGUUACUAAAUUGGAUCAAAUUGAUGAUUCUAUUGUAGUUAUGAAGCAGAACAAGAAAAGAAAGAAAAAACUGCUGUCAAACUUGGUGUCAUCAAUAGAACCAAUUUCCCAGCAAUUUGAUCUUAACCCAGUUCUGAAGCAGGGAUCUGAUUUAAUGAAGAAAUUCAAUGUGAUUGACAGUGAGGUUAGACAGAAAGAUUUCGAAUUCGUUAAAAAAUCUGACGAUCCUGAGGUGAAGAAAGUAAUCAAAGUGAAGCCUUUUACAAGAAAUCAAUCGUUAUUGGAACAAUUUGCCAAGAAUAUCACUAAAAGCAAUAAAACAAUAUCAGACUUUUGUAAGCUUUCUUCAGUGUUUAUGCAUGAUAAUCCUAAUUAUUUUGAAGAGUACAACGAUUUUUUGAAACAUAGGGAUGAAGCCUAUGAUGUCAAUGGUCCUAGUUUCGUUCAAGAGCUUCAAAAUUUGUUUGCCUCAUCAGAAUUGCUUAAACCGGGUCCUAAAAUGGACUCUGUCGUCGUGGAUGAGGCGAGGAAGAAUGUAGAAUUUGCAUCCUUGACACAGGAUGGUGUUGAGAUUCAGGAAUAUGACACUUUAAACCCUCCCUCAGCUACAACAAGGUCUAAAAGUGCAGGUAGUUAUAACCAAGGUAUGACGAAGAGCGACUUUUCAAAAGUUGAAUCCCUGGAUACCAAUAAUUCUAACACCACUAAUGAUUCCUCACAUUAUUCCGAAGUUUCAUCUUUAAGUGAUGUAUACAGUUGUGGUCCUGUGCCCUUUCCUGAUUCAUCCACAAAGCACUUACUCAUUGGGCUACUAGAAUUGUUAGGUGCUCCUGAAGAAGUUAAAGGUACUGAUGAUUUAAAAGUUGCCUUAUUAAGUUUACAUCCGUAUCUCUCAAAAGCUAUUGGAUUUUUAUGGAACGUUUCCAAAAUUGCCAUGUCAGAAACGACAGUAUGCAAGAAACGCUACAAAGAGGCGUUACAGAAGGCCACAUACCAUGAGGUUGGAUUGGAAUUUAUGCAGCAAAAGAUUGAAUCACUCAAAGACGUUCAUGAGGAAAAAGUGAAAUCCUUGGAGAAUAAGAUCAACGAACUACAAGCUGAUUUGGCCCAUUACAAAGCAUACAAGGAUGCCAAAGUUACUAUCAUCGAUAUGAAUUUCCAGACAACAAAUGAUACGUUGUGCAAAGCGAUUGAAAAAUGCGAUGUUAUUCGCAAGAAGGAUAUUGAAAGCUUCAAAGUGGCUUGGUUCAAAACUGUUGAUAAUCUCAAGUUAGCCAAGGAAAACCUUCUGAGCACUUUGACUGAACUCAACGAUUUGAAAAAUAAGACACAUGCUGCAAAGAUUCAGGAAGAUGACUAUCGUUCUAUGGAGAAAGAGUGUGAUGAUUUCAGAGCACUUGGAGGAAUAUAUGAUAAGAUUACCAAAUCUGUCUAUGACAAGCAGAUGAAAUACGUUAAAGUCAAAGAGAAAUUCAAAGCAGCUGAAGAGCAGCUUAACGUGAAGAAUUCCCAGAUAGUUUCUUUGAAAAGAGCACAUGAAGAGCAAAUACACGAGUUAAGCGCAUUAUCUCCUGAAAAGAGACAAAGAACAUUAGGGUUUUGGGAUAGAACUCAUUACGAGGUCGCUUUGUUGGAGAAAGAUGACAUGAUAGAUCAGUUGAAGUUUGAUCUAGAACUCAAGGAUGAAGUGGUUUUAGAUAUGCAAUCCGAGCUAGAUAGCAAAAGUAAGCGUCUCCAUGAAUACAGAUCGGACAGGGCGCGGCUAUCCUCUGAAAAAUGUCUCUUAAACAUAGAACUUGAAGACACAAAGAGGCUUCACAAGGUGAAUUUUGAAAGGAUGGAAAGAGGUUACAAACGAGAAAUCCAUGAGUUAUCUACCACUUUAGAACAAAGGACAAAAUAUUUUGAUAGAGAGCUCCAAAUCCAUAAGGCAAACUGUCAAAAAUCUGUCGAUGAAGCUUUGAAAGUGGCUCUUAAAUCAGACAUAUCGCUGAGUGUAAUUUCUAAUCCGAAAAGGUUUGCAGUAUCCAGAGCAUUGGCUUACGUCAUGAACAAGAAGCGGAAUUUGAGGAGAUGUUUGGAAACUUUGAACGUAGAAAACAUUCCCAUGAAUGACAAGUACUUGACUUGGGAAUCUAUUCCAAAAUGUGAAUCCUACAGAAUACGGAAACGAGAUUCCGAAGAAUUGGUAUCAAUUAGAAACCCUGCCCAUUUUAUUGCGAAUCCCGGGCCGCAGUUAAAUGGAAUGGAGUUAACUGAUUGUUCUAAUUCGAAGAAAGAUCGUACUUUUUCUGGAGCGAAUGAACGUGUGGAAGUGGAGAAACAAGACCAAGUCAUAUCUAAUACUGCUUCUGUUCCUGAGUUGGUUCCUGAAUUGGUUCCCGAUGAUCAGCAUUCCAUGACGGAUACUUCUUCUUGCCAUAGUGUCCACAAUGAUGUUCAGGAAACUCUGCCACUUGUUAUUGCCAAAAAUGGUUCCAAAACUUCGCCUUCCAAUCGUCCUCGAAAUAACAGCAACGGUGAUUACAGACACCUUUCGCACUCUGAGAUGUUCAAAAAGCUUGGAAUGCAUCAUCAUCUUUUAUCGUACGAUUGUGUGAGGAGGGAAGAGGAUAUAAAGCCAAAGCGACAACAAAGGUCAUCUGAUUUGGAAAAUCAAUUUGGACCAGCAUCUCUAGGAUUGACAAAACCAGAUGAGAAGGAUGACUUGACUGUCCAUUCAAACCCAAUAUUUGACGAUCCUAUUGGCAGUUAUGGGAAGAGUUCAGGUGCCCGCUUUAUUAGAGAUAAGUUAAGGUCAAAUAUAUCUUUGCAUGAUGUUAUAUCCAAUCCAGCGGUGGCGACCACUAUUUCAAAAGAUGAUUCGAUCGAUGCUGAAUCUACUGAAGGAGAUUCUGAAAGAAAACCAAAAGUACCUGCAUUUGCACAAUUGGGUGAUAACAUAACGGAACUAUUCAAUACAGUGGCAUCCACAUUUUCAAAAAAAUCGUCAGCUACAUUGCGAUUGGGUUCAGCUGACGAAAGUGUGUAUGACACUCAUUUCUUGGAAACAAAGGUCCCAAGUGAGAUCAAUUCGUUCGACAUCAGUCCAGUGUCACCGCUCAACCUUCAAGGUGGGCCAUCAACAGCUGCUUCAUUAUCUCCAAGAUCACCAAUGGCAAUCCCUGCCCAGAGUGCGGUUACUCCAUUGACUGCAAAUACUGCUGGUACAGCUUCAACGAAGCCUAGUUGGUUUGAUUUUUCAAAUAAGGAUUCUAGUUGGUAUUCAUUGAAGUUCAAAAAUUCAAAGGAAACAUCAACUAGCGGAUGA